Drechmeria coniospora is the source of this 816-nucleotide messenger RNA. RefSeq names its product TH14-3-3. The record is from RefSeq and is a predicted model, not a curated record. Gene Ontology annotation, biological process: signal transduction. Gene Ontology annotation, cellular component: cytoplasm. Lineage: Eukaryota; Fungi; Ascomycota; Sordariomycetes; Hypocreales; Ophiocordycipitaceae. The transcript has 5 exons. Bases 1 to 816 code for a protein of 271 amino acids.
AUGGGUCACGAAGAUGCCGUCUAUCUGGCCAAGCUUGCCGAGCAGGCUGAGCGCUAUGAGGAGAUGGUCGACAACAUGAAGAUUGUCGCUGGUGAGGAUCGCGACCUCACCGUCGAGGAGCGCAACCUCCUCUCCGUCGCCUACAAGAACGUCAUUGGCGCUCGCCGCGCCUCUUGGAGAAUAGUCACGUCCAUUGAGCAGAAGGAGGAGUCCAAGGGCAACUCGUCCCAGGUCACCCUCAUCAAGGAGUACCGACAGAAGAUCGAGGCCGAGCUCGCCAAGAUCUGCGACGACAUCCUCGACGUCCUUGACAAGCACCUGAUCCCCUCGGCCAAGUCCGGCGAGUCCAAGGUUUUCUACCACAAGAUGAAGGGUGAUUACCACCGAUACCUCGCCGAGUUCGCCAUCGGUGACCGCCGCAAGGAUUCCGCCGACAAGUCUCUCGAGGCGUACAAGGCCGCCACCGAGGUUGCCCAAACCGAGCUGCCUCCCACCCACCCCAUCCGCCUGGGACUUGCCCUGAACUUCUCCGUCUUCUACUACGAGAUUCUCAACGCCCCCGACCAGGCUUGCCACCUGGCCAAGCAAGCCUUCGAUGAUGCCAUUGCCGAGCUCGACACCCUCAGCGAGGAGAGCUACAAGGACUCGACCCUGAUCAUGCAGCUCCUGCGCGACAACCUGACCCUCUGGACUUCGUCCGAGGCCGAGACCACUGGCACCGCUGGCCAGGCCGAAGCUCCCGCCAAGGAGGAGACCGCUACCGGAGCUGCCGAGACGGGUGCUUCCACCGAGGAGGCCAAGGCGGCUGCUGAGUAG